Messenger RNA from Ricinus communis (castor bean), 660 nucleotides. RefSeq lists its product as uncharacterized. The record is from RefSeq and is a predicted model, not a curated record. The coding region runs from base 1 to 660 and encodes 219 amino acids. The transcript is spliced from 4 exons. Lineage: Eukaryota; Viridiplantae; Streptophyta; Magnoliopsida; Malpighiales; Euphorbiaceae.
AUGGACAUAUUGCAAGUUUUGGGUCAUUUUCUUAGUAACACCGAGCAACCACCUAAGGGUCAAGUUAAUGUUGUAACUUUGAUGAAUGGUAGAAAGCUAGAAGACCUUCCACCGAAGGUAGUUCAAAAGAAAGUAAUUGUAGUAGAGGAAGAGAUGGUUGAAGCUGAGAAGAUGAUAAAAAAAGAGAAAAUUGAAGAGAAGAAGGAGCCCAUUGUCAUUAAACCUUACAAGCCACCUAUCAACAUCCCAUUCUUGGAUGCAAUCUCAGAGAUGCCCUCCUAUGCUAAAUUUCUGAAGGACAUGCUCUCUAACAAGAGGAAAAUCAAAGAGAAUGCAAUGGUCUUACUGACAGCUAAAUACCGUGCUAUAUUGCAAAACAAGCUUCCAAAGAAGCUAGGAGAUCCAGGGAGCUAUUCCAUUCUAGUCAAGCUAGGUGACAUCGAAAUAAAUAAGGCUUUAUGUGAUCUAGGGGAAAGUGAUGUGCCACUUAGAGUUGGAAAAUUCUUCAUCCCUUGUGAUUUUAUGGUUAUGGAGAUGGAAGAAGAUGCGCAAGUCCCUAUCAUUCUAAAGAGAUCCUUCUUGGCCACUGCUAGGGCCACUAUUGAUAUGAAGAAUGGGAAAAUCACCUUUGAAGUGGGUGAUGAGAAGGUGGAAUAUUGA